Molecule: messenger RNA, 1611 nt
Organism: Chionomys nivalis (European snow vole)
Lineage: Eukaryota; Metazoa; Chordata; Mammalia; Rodentia; Cricetidae
Product: cytochrome P450 2C11
Exons: 9
Coding region: 1-1473 (490 amino acids)
Biological process (GO): xenobiotic metabolic process
Cellular component (GO): cytoplasm; intracellular membrane-bounded organelle
Molecular function (GO): iron ion binding; oxidoreductase activity, acting on paired donors, with incorporation or reduction of molecular oxygen, reduced flavin or flavoprotein as one donor, and incorporation of one atom of oxygen; heme binding
Source: RefSeq, a predicted model, not a curated record
AUGGAUCUGGUCACAGUCCUGGUGCUCACUGUCUCCUGCCUGCUUCUCCUCUCACUCUGGAGACAGAGCUCAGGGAGAGGGAAGCUCCCCCCUGGCCCCACUCCUCUCCCGUUUAUUGGAAACAUUCUGCAGAUAGACGUGAAGGACGUCAGCAAAUCCUUAACCAACUUCUCCAAAGUCUAUGGCCCUGUGUUCACUCUGUAUUUUGGCACGAAGCCCUCUGUGGUGCUGCAUGGCUAUGAAGCUGUGAAGGAGGCCCUUGUUAAUUUUGGAGAGGAAUUUUCUGGAAGAGGCAGUUUUCCAAUAUCUGAAAGAGUAAACAGAGGCCUUGGAAUCCUUUUCAGCAAUGGGAUGAAAUGGAGGGAGAUCCGGCGUUUCUCCAUCAUGACCCUGCGGGACUUUGGGAUGGGGAAGAGGAGCAUUGAGGACCGUGUACAGGAGGAAGCACAGUGCCUUGUGGAGGAACUGAGGAAAAGCAAAGGCGCACCCUGUGACCCCACCUUCAUCCUGGGCUGUGCGCCCUGCAAUGUCAUUUGCUCCAUUAUUUUCCAGAAUCGUUUCGAUUAUAAAGAUCAGAGUUUUCUUAACUUGAUGGAAAAAUUUAAUGAAAAUCUCAGACUCAUGAGCACCCCAUGGAUACAGGUCUGCAAUACUUUCCCUGUUAUUAUUGAUUAUUUACCUGGAAGUCAUAACCAAAUACUUAAAAAUUUCUUCUAUGUAAAAAAUUAUGUUUUGGAGAAAGUGAAAGAACAUGAAAAAACACUGGAUAUGGCCAAUCCAAGGGACUUCAUUGAUUGUUUCUUGAUCAAAAUGGAACAGGAAAAGCACAAUCCAAAGUCCGAGUUUACCAUAGAAAGCUUGGUGACAACUGUAACCGACAUGUUUGGAGCCGGAACAGAAACAACAAGUACCACUCUGAGGUACGGACUCCUGCUGCUGAUGAAGCACACGGAUGUCACAGCUAAAGUCCAGGAAGAGAUAGAGCGCGUGGUUGGCAGAAACAGGAGCCCCUGCAUGCGGGACAGGAGCCACAUGCCCUAUACUGAUGCUGUAGUGCAUGAGAUCCAGAGGUAUAUUGACCUCAUCCCCAUGAACCUGCCUCAUUCAGUGACCUGUGAUGUUAAAUUCAGAAACUACCUCAUCCCCAAGGGUACCACUGUAAUAACAUCACUGACAUCAGUGCUGUAUGAUGACAAAGAAUUUCCUAAUCCAGAGAAGUUUGACCCUGGUCACUUUCUGGAUGAGAGUGGCAACUUUAAGAAGAGUGAUUACUUUGUGCCUUUCUCAACAGGAAAGCGGAUGUGUGCAGGAGAAGGCCUGGCUCGUAUGGAGCUCUUUUUGUUCUUCACCACCAUCUUACAGAAUUUUAACCUGAAGCCUCUGAUUGAUGUAAAGGAUAUUGAUACCACACCAAUUACCAGUGGAUUUGGCCAUGUGCCCCCUUCGUACCAGGCUUGUUUUAUUCCUGUGUAAAGGGCAGCCUCCUUAUGCUGUCAACCUGCAACUUCUGCAGGGUACUGUUCAUUUCACUCCUGGUUAUAUAGUUUUUUUCUCUCACAUUUCCCCAUUCCCUUGAGAUCCAGUGAAACUCAUUAAACAGGGUUCUCUGAG